This is a messenger RNA of Gossypium raimondii (Peruvian cotton), 1578 nucleotides long. RefSeq lists its product as uncharacterized. Lineage: Eukaryota; Viridiplantae; Streptophyta; Magnoliopsida; Malvales; Malvaceae. The coding region runs from base 1 to 1578 and encodes 525 amino acids. The record is from RefSeq and is a predicted model, not a curated record. The transcript has a single exon.
AUGGAAGAAAUGGAAAAAGUGAGAAUGGACCUGCCAAAACAACUCGAGGACUGGUGUAGAUGGCUAGAGGAGAAAUUUAGAGCCAUGGAGAGCACCGACUACCAAUGUGGAGUUGACGCCAAAGAUUUAAGUUUGGUUCCUGAUUUAGUGCUCCCUCCUAAAUUCAAGAUGCCGGAGUUUGAAAAGUACAAUGGGACCAGUUGUCCUGAAGCUUAUAUAACUAUGUUCUGUCGAAGAAUGACGGGAUACGUCAGCAAUGAUCAACUGUUAAUCCAUUGCUUCCAAGACAGUUUGAUCGGGUCUGCAGCCAAGUGGUACAACCAGCUGAGUCGUGCUAAAAUUAGUUCAUGGAGAGACUUGGCGCAAGCUUUUAUGAAGCAAUAUAGCCAUGUGACGGACAUAACACCUGAUCGAAUUACAUUACAGAAUAUGGAAAAGAAACAAACGAGAGUUUCAGGCAAUACGCCCAAUGAUGGAGGGAGGUGGCAACGCAAGUCCAGCCACCCCUUUUGGAAAAAAGAGGUUACCAUGUUUUUUAUCAAUACGUUGAAGGCCCCAUUCAUCAACCACAUGUUGGAGAGUGCUACCAAGAGCUUCUCGGAUAUGGUAAUAUCCGGUGAAAUGAUUGAAAACGCGAUAAGGCGCGGUAAAAUAGACGCAGGGGAAAACUUCAAAAGACCAGCCCCAAGGAAAAAAGAGGGCGAAGUAAACAACGUAAGCACAUAUAGCAAGAGUCAUUCAAAACUGAUUACUGUUGGCCCUCCAAAAACGAUAACCACUGGUCACCAGGCCCCCUCAAGGCAGGAACCCAACACAAGGCCCAAUACAAUGACUAACACAGAGAGACUUCAAUUCACGCCCAUUCCAAUAACAUACGAGGAACUGUUUCAGAAGCUAAUUGAUGCACACAUAGUAUCUCCAUUUUAUCUAGAACCCAUGCAACCUCUAUACCCCAAAUGGUAUGACAUGAAUGCCCAAUGUGAAUACCAUGCAGGGAUACCAGGGCACUCAAUUGAGAACUGCACUGAGUUUAAAAAGGCGGUGGAAAGGUUCAUUAAGAUGGGGAUCGUGAAGUUUGACAACCCAUCAGGACCAAACGUAGCAGCGAGUCCAUUACCCAAUCAUUCUGAUAAAGGGGUAAACGCAAUAAUCGAAGGUAGGAGAAAGAGAAUCAAGGCCGACAUUACAGAGAUAAAAACCUCAUUGAGUUGGGUUUGGAGACAAAUGAUAGAAGGAGGUCUCAUCAAACAAGAUUCAAAGGAAAGGCCAGAAGGAACGAAGACAUACUGCGAGUUUCUUACUAAGGAGGACCAUGACAUUCAAAACUGCACUGAAUUCAGGGUCAUGGUACAAAAUCUGAUAAACAACAAAGAGGUGGAAUUUUAUGAAGAGAUCAAAGGACUAGAAGAAGGAGAAGUAUAUGCCUCGGAGGAAGGACCUAUGAGAGAGACUCAAAAUCGCCCAGUAGUGAUUAUUUCAAGGCCAAGAGGCACAGGAUCUGGAAUACAACUGGCGCCCAAGGUCAUAAUCCAAAAACCUGUAGCCUUUCCUUACAAGGAUAGCAAAAAGGUUCCUUAG